AUGACCGAAGCUACUGUUCUCAUUGUUGGUGCAGGAACCUUCGGCACUUCCACUGCCUAUCAUCUUGCAAAUACAUACAAAGACCCUAGUCGUGUCACAGUCAUCGACAGAUGGGCUCCUUCAUCUCCUACAAAAGCUGCAGCCGCCAUAGAUGUCAAUCGUAUCAUAUAUACUGACUACACCAGCCCUUUGUACUGCAACCUCGCAAACGAGGCCAUCCAUCCAUGGUUCUGGAGCCAGGAUCUCGGCCACUUCUUCCACAAGACCGGAAUGAUGGUUCUUGACGAUCAAGGCAAUGACUUUUCUGAACGCGUCCGACACACCCUUCAGCAGCGGGGGUCUGAUUAUACCAAAAAUAUCGAUGUCUCACAUACUGCAAAGCAAUGGGAGGUGCUCAAGGGAAUGAAGACGGACGAUGUAGGAAAAUCGUACUUCAACCCAGAAGCUGGUUGGGCCGACGCUGCACUGGCAACUGCCAACUUCAUGACUGCCGCCGAAAAGAAAGGUGUCAGACGAGUGGUUGGCGAAGUUGAGGAGCUGUUGUUCGAUGUCCAACGGCAAAGGCUGUUAGGUGUCCGUACCAGCGAUGGUCGGAGAUUUACAGCGGACCAGAUCGUACUCGCAGCGGGGGCAUGGACAAGCAGCAUGCUUGCGCCAAUCGAAGACGCGUUGCGAGUUCAAGCACAGGACCGCAUCGAACGCCAGAUACAGGCCGUAGGAAGGCUGUCGGUGUACUAUACACUCUCAGCAGAAUUGACGGACCGUAUGUGCAAGACGAACAUGCCGAUCAUCGCAUAUCGACAGCAAGCCAUCUUGACACCUCCGUCAUUUGAAAAUCGAACCCUGAAGAUCAAUGACAUCAGCACGGAAUUUGUUAACAUGGUUGCUACAAAAUCUGGACACCAGAUAUCGGUUCCUUCAAACCGACUCCAGGAAGACGUCCCUGACAACCUCAAAACAAAGACGAACAACGCCUUGCAGUUGAUGAUACCUUGGUUCUCUUCAGAGCAAACUCCGGAACGAUGGAGAGCUUGCUGGGAUACGAAAACGCCAACUGGCGACUGGCUUCUGUGCAAGCAUCCGCAUCCGCAGUUGGAGAAUCUAUUUCUCACAGCCGGCGGCAAUUUCAACAGCUACAAAUCGAUGCCGAUUGUGGGUAAGUACGUGUGUAAUAUACUGAAGGGGAAAAGCAAUGGGACCGAGAAAGACACAGCUUGGGGAUGGAAGAGCGGGGAGACAUUAAGAGACGGCGGCCGCAAACAAGAGUUGGGCUGCAAAGAGACAAAUGGUGUUCGCCCAAACUUCGACGCCUACGGGAGCACUAGGUUUCCUUCCAGGUUGUAG
Messenger RNA from Colletotrichum higginsianum IMI 349063, 1344 nucleotides. Its product is annotated as Fructosyl amino acid oxidase. Gene Ontology annotation, molecular function: sarcosine oxidase activity; saccharopine oxidase activity; flavin adenine dinucleotide binding. The transcript is spliced from 2 exons. Lineage: Eukaryota; Fungi; Ascomycota; Sordariomycetes; Glomerellales; Glomerellaceae. The record is from RefSeq and is a predicted model, not a curated record. The coding region runs from base 1 to 1344 and encodes 447 amino acids.